CUGUUUCGUUCCUCUUUGUUCGGCUGGUAAAUUAAACCCCGCAACAACGAUUUUGUUCCUUUAACACAAAGUUCAAGUGUACUUUAAGGUCUAGCUUCUUUUUGGUAUUUAAAUUUUUCUCUAAAUUAGUGUCAACCUAUUUGUGUAACAGCUGUUUUUUUUUUUUUUUAAAGGAAAUCAAAUAUUAGUUUUGAAAGGGGGAAAUGUAAGAUGGCGGACGUUGUGAAGGGUGGUUUGUCAGUUUGGGGAUAAUAGGGUAGGGCAGGUUCGUUUAAGUGAUUUUGAACUGAAUUUACUUAAAUAUUUGACUAUUGGAUAGUGUUUAUAUUAUACUAACUGAUGACUUUUGUAGUGUUACAUAAGAAAACAUCGCCGGUUAUGUCGUCGACCAAUAGCUACUUGUCAAUCGGCAAUUUUCCAAUAUAGCGACAAUCUGUAUCGUUUCAAAAACGAGAAUUAUUUCAAGUCGUAAAGGAUAAAGGAUCACCAUAAAGAAAAUGGGAGAUCCUCGUAAAAGACGUAUUUACUUUGCCCAGCUCGGGGCCAUGCUAAAAAGGAACCUUUUGUUGAAGAAAAGGGACAAAAGAAGAACGAUGGCGGAAGUUCUUCUGCCAAUUUACACCCUUGGAGUUUUGUUCCUGAUAAAAGUCGCAGUGCCAAAUCCAAAUUUUCCCGAAAUCAAUCAACCGAGAGGUGGCGCAGAGCUAUUGGCAAAUUUUAGGAAUAUCAGUCAUACAGUAGCGGUAGUACCAAAUUCCACUGAUGUACAGGUAAUAGAUUUUCUGAAAACAGUUGACGUUCUCUGGGACGACAUAAACAAAGACCAAAACACAAAAGUACCACCCAUCGCUUGGGUAGUAUACCCUUCAACUGAAGACUUACUAACGGCCUAUUGGAUGGAACCUAACGAUAUACCUUUAGCUGUGAUAUUUCAUAGUCCUGAUCCUAUCAAUGGACCACUGAGCUACACCAUCCGGACAAAUCCAAACUUAUUUGGUACUCCCUCAACGAUACAACUUUAUGGAUCUCAAACCAGUUGUAGAGAGUACAACUCUUUUUGGCAAAGCGUCCCAGGAGUACCUACUCCUGUUUUGCCUGAAGGCUUGGAAAUUGGCGAUAGCUGUCCAGUGAAUCAGUAUUAUUAUUCGGGAUUUUUGGCUCUGCAGGCUCUAAUGGAUUUUACUAAAAUAAGAUUGGAUGCGGGGAUUGAAAACCUGGCAGUUCCAAAAAUUGUUCUGGAAAUGUUUCCAAAACCAUUUUUUACCGGCAACUGGAUGGUUAUAGUGCGAGUGGUUAUACCGCUGUACACUGUGAUAGCUCUAUCUCAGUUUAUCACUUAUCUUCUUAUACUAAUAGUUGGAGAAAAGGAGAAAAAAAUUAAGGAAGGGAUGAAGAUUAUGGGCCUAUAUGACUCAGUUUUUUGGUUAUCCUGGUUCAUAAUUUAUGCUGCCUUCGUGCUGUUACUGACAAUAAUCUGCUGUACUCUACUGUUUGCUUUAAAUAUUUUUACCAACACCAGCUUCAUUCUGGUAUUUAUGCUUAUUUUUAUGUAUUGUUUAAGCAUAAUUAUGUUUGGAUUUAUGCUGACCCCAUUUUUUGAUAAAUCCAGGACAGCUGGUAUUCUAGGAAACUUUGCAGUUACAAUCCUAAGUUUGCUCUACUUUAUUCAAGUCUUCGUAAAAGAGUCGAGUUCAGUAGCCUUAUGGAUAGUUUCUCUGAUAAGUCCUGCAGGAUUUGCUUUAGCCAUGGAUAAGGCAUUUAUAAUGGACUUAGCUGGUGAAGGUGUAAACAUAUCCAAUAUCUGGACCGGUCCAGGCAUGCCUUUUGGUGGUAGUUUAAUUAUGAUGGCUGUGAAUAUAGUUUUGUAUGGUUGGAUUGCUUAUUAUUUGGAUAGCGUUAUACCAAGUGAAUAUGGUGUUAAAAGAUCUCCAUUUUUCUGCUUCAACCCUCGAUUUUGGUGUAAAUCUAAGCCAGCAGACAAGAUUCCUUUGACCAAUGGUGAAUCCUUAGGUUCAGUAGGUUCUCUAAAUACAGGUGAUGAAGGUCUGGCCGAUUUUGAACCAGUACCUAGGGAAAUGAAGGGGAAGGAAGCUAUUAAAAUUGUCGAUUUGUAUAAGAGCUUCAAGCAGUUUCGUAAACCUGAGGUCAAAGCCAUUAACGGUAUUAAUUUGACUAUUUAUCAAGGCCACAUAACCGCUAUUUUAGGACAUAAUGGUGCCGGGAAGACUACUUUGUUCAAUAUUUUGACUGGACUUACUGCGCCUACCUCAGGGACUGCGUAUAUUUUUGGUUAUGACGUGAGAAAUCAAAACGAAAUGGAUCAAGUUAGAAGAAUGACCGGUGUAUGUCCUCAACAUGACAUACUAUUUGAUAAUUUGACUCCAAAAGAGCAUUUGGAGUUUUUUGCUACAGUAAAGGGUAUUCCAUCCUCAAAAAUUGACGCAGAAGUGACCAGGACACUCCAAGACGUUGACUUAACAGACAAAAUAAACACUCCUGCUGUGCACUUGAGUGGAGGACAAAAACGUAAACUUUCAGUUGGUAUUGCUGUAAUAGGCGAUCCUAAGAUAAUAAUUCUUGACGAGCCGACCGCUGGCGUAGAUCCCUAUUCCAGAAGACACAUGUGGAACGUAUUGCAAAACCGACGACACGGCAAAGUGAUUUUGUUGACUACUCAUUUUAUGGAUGAAGCUGACAUUUUAGCUGACAGAAAAGCAGUGGUAUCUAAAGGAAGCAUAAGAUGUUGUGGUAGCUCACUUUUCUUAAAAAAUAAGUUUGGAAUUGGAUAUCAUCUUACAUUGGUACUUGAAGGAAAUUCCAAGGAACAAGCCAUAGCUAGAUUAGUUACCACCCACGUAUCCAAAGCUGAGAAAGCAAGAAGACAUGGAAGAGAGCUAAGCUUCAUUUUGCCCCACAACGCUGUAGAUCAUUUUGCGACUUUGUUUAGUGCUAUAGAGGCAGAGAUCAAUAAUAAAAAUAGUAAACUAGGAAUUUCGAGCUACGGUGUCUCAAUGACAACACUCGAAGAAGUAUUUCUACACCUGGAAAAAGCUGAAGACGAACCAGAUGAAGCUGUAGACAAUCUUUCAAAGAAAAUCGUAAGAAAUAGAGCACUGAGCAGAAGCUUGAGCCUCCAGAGUAAAAGCACUAGUUACCAGAGCUUGGAAAAUGAAGGCAAUUUGAUGAUUAAUGGACAAGAAACAAAAGGUGGUGGUGAUUUACAGGAAAUCGGUGGUCUGGAAGCAAUCUCAGAAACAAAAUCUCCAAUAUCAGGCAUUGGUCUUGAAAAAAUCGAAUGCACACCCAACGUUUGUCAAACUCUAUUAGCUCUCAUCAAACUAAGAGCACUAAGAAUGUGCCGUGACCUUCAGAAGCUGUACUUUAUGAUUUUAUUGCCUCUAGUGUGUGCCGCUUUAAGUUUGUAUUUUACUAGCUACUUUGAGAGCAACCACGUUACAGCUAUGCCUUUAGAGCUUAACAGUACGACUUAUGGAGAUAUGAGUACCAUUACUUUGUUUAAUGAUUCGUUAAGUGACAUUUCCAGUUUCAUUGAUCAAUUGACUCAGCUUGGAGUUAGAAAUGAUAUGUACAAUGGUAAUUUUUCGUCGUUAUUGAAAAUAGCGCCACAUUUAGGAGGUUUCAAUGUACAUACAUUUGAAGAAUGGGAUUAUAGCUUUACUGUAUUGUAUAAUGACACUUAUUUGCAUAGUAUGCCGAUAACUUUGAAUAUUUUGAGCAAUACUAUUUACAGACUGCUCACUCCAGACAAAGAAAACUUUGAACCCAUAAAAGUAAUGGCACAACCUUUCCAACAAACCAUGCAACCAGAAGGUGUCAACAUAGCUUCAACCACCCAAACCGUUUUUGUUGGCAUGGUUUUUGUAAUGGUGCCAGUGAGUUUGGCUGUUGAUUUAGUUUAUGAUCGAGAGCUGAAAACCAAAAAUCAACUGAGAGUCAAUGGUCUAUCAACCGUCAUGUACUUUAUGACAUACUUCAUAGUCCUCAUAGCAUUAAUGACUAUAAAAUGUAUAGCCUUAAUAAUAAUGAUGAUUUUAUUUGAUAUUCCUGCUCUAAGAGAAUGGCCAGCUAUAGUGGUUUUUAGUGUAUUAAUAUUAAUUUAUUGUCCGUCGUCAAUUUUAAGCUGCACUUGCAUCAGCUACAUUUUUGACAAAACGGAUUCUGCCCAGUCAAUUCUACCAAAUAUAGCCACGUUUAUUGGUUGGAUACCUUUCGUAUUUGUUGUCCUAUUGGACGUAAUCAAUACUGGGAAAACCAUAGCUUUAGCAGUUCAUAUGUUAUUUUCGGUAACCAACACCAUGUACAUUCCUUAUUCAAUAGUCUACAAUAUCCAACGAGUCUACAUGCUUUGCAAUGUCAAUUCAGCCUGUGAUACACUCACUUUAGCCAGCUAUUUUACUCCAGAAAUAGCAAUUUUACUUUUCGGAAUGCUCUUGAACAUUCCAUUUUGGUUCGUAAUGUUGAAGGUUGUAGAUAUAAAAAAGAGUGGAGGUAGAGCUAGAGAUGCUUUCAAGUUCCUGGCAAAAGCUAAGUAUGAAGACAGCCACAUCGAAGCUGAUGCAGCGGAUGUUGGUGAAAAUGAAGAUCAAGAUGUUAAGGCUGAAAGAGAAAAAGUUAAGAAUCUCACUCGUUCACCAAAUGUAACUCCUCCAGUUGUAAUGGUACAGGAUUUACACAAAGUUUACAAAAACAAACACAGCAAAAGCAAUUCUUGUUGCUCAUGUUGUUUUAAGCCAGAUGAAAAUGAAGAAAAAACUAAAGUUGCAGUUAAAAGUUUAUCAAUAGCAGUGGAUGCAGGUGAAGUUUUUGGUUUGUUAGGCCACAAUGGAGCUGGAAAAACAACUACAAUGAAAAUUAUUACUGCCGAAGAGGCUCCUACAAGAGGAAGAGUGUUUAUUGGCGGCCAAUCAAUAACUUCAAACUUAAACUCAGCUUUUCAAUUACUAGGAUACUGCCCUCAACAUGACGCUCUAUGGAGAAACAUAACUGUGCGUGAACAUUUGGAAACAUACGCUGCUAUUCGAGGAGUACCAUCAAGAGACAUCAAUAAAAUUGUGAACAGAUACAUUAAUGGCCUUCAAAUUCAAGACCAUGCAGACAAGCAAGUGAAAAUGUGCUCUGGUGGAACGAAAAGGAAAUUAAGCUUCGCAAUGUCUAUGGUGGGCAAUCCAAAGAUAGUACUCUUGGAUGAGCCUAGUACUGGAAUGGACCCCAGGAGUAAGAGGUUCCUGUGGGACACUAUAUUGGCCAGUUUCCAGGGUGCUAAGGGGGCAAUAUUGACAACUCACUCCAUGGAGGAAGCUGACGCUUUGUGCUCCAGAGUUGGGAUAACUGUUAAAGGAGAAUUAAGGUGUUUGGGUUCUACCCAACACUUGAAAAACCUUUAUGGAGCCGGAUAUACACUGGAAAUAAAACUUAAAAAUGGCGAUUCGACGCCGACGUCAGAUUCUGGUGAUAGGCAUCAAGACCUGAAGGAUUUUGUAGCAGGACUUUUCCCAGACGCUAAUCUGGAAGAAGCUUUUGUAGAUAGAUUAGUAUUUAGCGUACCUCAACAAAGUGUUCCAUCUUUAGCCAAUUGUUUUAUGCAGUUAGAAAAAGCAAGACUUGAAUUGGAUAUCGAGGAAUACAGUUUCAGUCAAACCACGUUGGAGCAAGUUUUCUUGAAAUUUGCGCAGUAUGACGAAAUCAACGGAGAAUAACCGUAAAAAAUUUAGAAUAAUUUAUUUUUGUAUUAUUGUAAUUUGUUAGCUUGUAAAUAACGUUUCGAAAAAUUCGUAACUAGUAGACUAGUAACGUUUAGUAAGUAGCACGCAACCAGAUUUAGGUUUUGAUCGUUUUUCAAAACGGAUCUAGGAAAAUUUGGAUUAUUAUGAAAACAAGGCUUUUCAACAGCAGUCGCCACAUUUAUUGUAAUUUUUUUAAAUUGAUUUAUUGAUGCCAAUAUUUGAAAAUCAAACUUUUCUGUAGAACUACGAAUAAUUGUAUGAUAAACUCUUUUACAUGAUAUCAUUAGAUUAGAACAGAAAAUUAGAAGAAUUCGACGUUCAAGAUUAGUUCACUGCUUAACUAAAUUUUGAAAAACAGCAUAAAAUGUCAACAGUGGAUGCAGUUCUGCCAAAUUUAGUUUUGUAUUUAAUUUAUUAUAAUAUAGGUACAUACUUUUCAAGUGAAUAGGUACAACAGCUAUAUGGCAUCACAAUGUUGCCACUUUGUUGAUCAGUGACUUUUCUUUAACAAAAAAAAAAUAGUAAUGAAAACGUCGUAUAAAUUGUAGAUACAUUUAGCUUAGACACAAAAAGAUAAAUGAGUUAGGAAGUGAUAUAGGGUUUAAAAUGGAGUUUUGGAAGCAUGUUUCAGGUUUAUUUGAAACUACUUGGUUUAGGCUGGAAUGUUUUUUUUUUUUUUUUUGCCGUUUACCUAUAAGAGUGUUAAGCGGAAAUUGUUAAUAAAUUCAAAUUUCAUGCUAUAUUGAGUGUCCAAAAGAUAGAUUUUGAGCAAGACAUUUUUUGUAUUGCCUGUACGUUGCAAUACAAACAUUUACUGACUAAUUUAAUUAGGUAGAUAUUUUUUGCUCACUCAUUGUAUAUUUAUUUCCAGUAUUAUCAUUUUAAAUAAAUCAAACUACUUUUAUUGUAGUUUUAUUCAUUCAUUUUUUUUUUAGAACAAUUAAUUAAUUAUAAUGGGAAAAUGAUAAAAGCAAAAAAGAAAUUAUUCGUUUGUAAAUUGUAUUGUGCUCACAAUAUAAAAGUCAUGAUUCAGUUUAUACUCUAUUGUUUUAUUGCUUUUAACUUGGAUCCUUAGAAAAUCUGUUGAUUUUAGAUUAUUUAUUGCAAUUUUGACUGGUGUAAAUCACAAAAUAAAUUUGUAUUUGUGCAUAAAAAUCAUCUAGAUGACCCAAUUGUUUCUUAUAAUCUAUUAUUGAUUUGUACAGCAAUUAUAAAAGUUCGAAUUUUCUAACGUACCUACAUAUGAAAACUUUAAAGGCUUGAAGUUUUUGACUGUCAUGCUAAGGAACGAUUAGAUUCGGCAAUAAAAUGGAAUUAUCAAUUAUUUAAUCUUUACAAUUAUUAUUGUAACUUAUCAAGAAAACUGACAUUAAUAAAAAUGUUGCUACUUUGUAGA
This is a messenger RNA of Ceutorhynchus assimilis (cabbage seed weevil), 7140 nucleotides long. The record is from the annotation of a GenBank genome assembly. NCBI's taxonomy places the organism in Eukaryota, Metazoa, Arthropoda, Insecta, Coleoptera, Curculionidae.